Messenger RNA from Drosophila bipectinata, 1652 nucleotides. Its product is annotated as trypsin-1-like. Lineage: Eukaryota; Metazoa; Arthropoda; Insecta; Diptera; Drosophilidae. Gene Ontology annotation, biological process: proteolysis. The record is from RefSeq and is a predicted model, not a curated record. Gene Ontology annotation, molecular function: serine-type endopeptidase activity.
UUUCACUUAAUCCAAACCACUAGUUUAAUGAAUAAAUAACAACAAUACGUAUGUAAAAUAAUUAAAUCAUCACGUGCCAAAAUUAUACCAAAAUAAACUCCAUAAAUGCGCCAAGUUCAAUGAGCCAAGACCAAACCUUAUCAGAUUAUCGUAUUGUUCUCUGUGUGACUGACUGACGAUUGUUUACUUUCGGUUGAUUGGCACUUUGGAAGUUGCCAGGCGGGUUUCUGUGAUACGAUCACAUAUGAAUUGAAGCCCUCCAUUUGUGAUCUAAGAUCAGUCCCCACUGCAGUCUGCAUCUGGUGCUGAUCAGGAAAGGAGAUCCUAUCCAAUCUUCUCCAAAAUGAACUUCCUAAUCCUCAAUUUUGUAGCUCUGCUACUAUUUUCUAUACUUUCCGUUCAAGCUAUUCCAGCUAAAAACCCCCUUUUAAAAGGUGAUAUUACUUUCCCCAAGGAAUCCUUUGAUGAAUGUUUCAUCGAUGAUGCCAAAACGAUUAAAGGAACAUGUUGUCGCAUGGAGGAGUGUCCUACGGCGAUGAAGAAAUGGAUCGAGAAGCGGGAAUCCCCCAAGACCUGUUACUUUGUCAAGUUCGAUCACUUUGUGUGCUGUGAACCGGAAACGGAUACACGCAUACCGGAAAUAAGCACCGUAAUGCCACCACCUAUACCUCUACCCACACCAAGUGAUCCCAAUAGGGUUCCUUACGUCAACCGUAGCAGUCAGGAAUCUUGUUAUUUCUACAACAACCUGCAGAAGGUUAGUGGGAACGAGCUGACCUUCGUGUUCUCUGUUGUCGGCGGAAUGCCCACCCGCUACAGGGAAUACCCCUUCAUGGCGGCCCUCGGCUGGCGAUCGAACUUUGACAAGAAGACCAUCUACUAUCGUUGCGGUGGAGCCCUAAUCUCAGAGAAAUUUGUUUUGACGGCAGCUCACUGCGUCGACUUUGGCGGUGAUCGCCCCAGCCAGGUUCGUUUGGGCGGCGACAAUCUGACCCUGACGGAGGGAGAGGAUCUAGGCAUCCUACGGAUCAUCGUCCAUCCCGAGUACGACUCCAGUACCGAUUACAACGACAUCGCCCUUCUUGAACUGGAGGAACCUGCGGCGCCUGAACUAAAGCCCUCGUGUCUCUGGUAUGAGCCGGAAUUGGCCAACUCCGCUGUCACGGCCAUUGGUUACGGCCAGACAAGCUUCGCCGGCCUCUCCUCCGCCCAGCUACUGAAGGUGCCGCUCCAGCGAGUGUCCAACGACAUCUGCCGGUUUCACUACUCCGCCGAUCAGCUCACCCGUGGCCUGCUGGACAGUCAGCUGUGCGCCGGAGACGACUCCGGGCAGCGAGACACGUGCCAGGGCGACUCCGGCGGACCUCUGCUAAUGACGCGCGGCUUCCUGACCUACGUGGCGGGGAUCACCUCUCACGGACAGGGAUGUGCAAGUGGCCCGCCCACGGUCUACACAAGGGUGUCCAGCUUCCUGGACUGGAUUGAGGGUCAUGUGUGGCCUCAAGGAUUUCAAGUUCCAAGUCGGCGGCCGUCAUUACACCUCCAAUCGCAAUUCAAAAGAGAGACUAGUCCGGAAUUCGAUCUGAGAUCCAGUUUCUAAGUAUCUGUUUUUAUGAUUUAGAAUUUUGAAAAUAAAUAUUUUUUAAUAAAAA